Cylas formicarius (sweet potato weevil) is the source of this 2626-nucleotide messenger RNA. RefSeq lists its product as uncharacterized. The coding region runs from base 122 to 2422 and encodes 766 amino acids. The transcript has 11 exons. The record is from RefSeq and is a predicted model, not a curated record. NCBI's taxonomy places the organism in Eukaryota, Metazoa, Arthropoda, Insecta, Coleoptera, Brentidae.
UAUCUUUGAGCCAAAUGUGUAAUGAAUGUAGGGCAAGUGACAGUGGUGAAUUUACCGAGGUGACUAAAAGACGGUGCGGGCGUGUCAAAAAUCUCGUAACCUCGUUUGAUUUUAUGAAGAUAUGUAUCCUUGGUCCGUUGCUUUGUUCGUGGUGUGGGUGACGUCAGCGUUUUGCCAAGAAAAUGCAGGUAGUAACGUCGGUCCGGGACUUAUGGCGUGUUACAACGAUUCGGCUAUACCUGGGGUUCUAACAGCCAAUGGGCGACCACCCGCGACUAUCAAUAUCCUUAUAGAAUUUAUUAGGAAAUUAGAGGAUGCCAACCCAACAAUCAGCAGUCAGCAACUGGCACUUCAAUUAAUUCAGAGAUUUCGUCAGGAUGGAAUUACAAGGACGGAUAGGCCAAUAGAAAGUCAAUACGGCAUUCCUUUCGCUGCUAGAAGAGCCGAAACUUACAAGUUCCGGGUGAUGUCGACCAAAUUAUUGCCAAACGUCGAACAGACUAUCAGCAAUGGUGAUUUAAACGAGUUGGAGAGGUGUUCCCUGCACUACAUGAUAUCGAAUACCAUAGACGACAGAAUAAGGGAUAACGAGGCGUCGGAAUGCUCCAGAUCAUCCCGCUAUACAUCGAGGAUUAUCAGAAGACGACGGGAUGUGGAACUUUUAAACCCCGAUGGUCCCGAUUUAGGCGUUUUGUCAUUGCCACUCAAUGGAAGUCAAUGUCCCAUUGAAUUAGGGGUUGUGUACACCCAGUACGGCACGGUGAAAGCCGGCAACGUAUUGGCUGGAAUAGCGGCUGGGUUAAAUCAGCAGAAUAUAGAAAACGGAGUGGUCGAUAACAGAUUUGCCGCUACGAUAACAGGUGAGCUAUGCGAAGCGUCGUUAUAUCAAGCGAGCUCCACCGUAGCAUUGGGAGCAUCGGGGGGAUGGAACAGCACUAUAAACCCUCGUUAUUAUUUCCUCCACAAUAACAAUCAGCUUCAAGCUACCGAUGCCGAAAUACGAGGGGCAUUGGACGGGUUAUACAUGGCGCUUAGGGUGGCCAAUUUGCAAAACAGCGACAUAAAAAUCUCCCAAAUAUUGGACAUGUAUUAUUCGCCUUACCAAAAGGGCGUGCUGGAUAGUUCUUUCAAGGCCUGCAACAGGAACAUUUUGUAUACGGAAAUGACGUCGACGGAGAUGAUGCAGAACCAACUGUUGAAUUUUAUGCCAGUGUUAAAUACAGCUGCAGUUUCUGGUGCUUCUUUGACUAACGCGUCUUUUGCCAUAUUCACCCAGGCCGGUAUAACCGCUUUCCAGCAAUAUUUGCCUCAGAUCAACACCGCUGAUUUGAGUUGCACGUCAGAUUCGUCGGUGAUUACUAGAGUCGCUACGGACCUUCUCAUUUUCAUCGACCACGGUUGGAGUUACAACACAGUCCAGUCUAUUCUUUCGUACAUUUUAAGCAACAUCGACGUCAGUAGAUUUGGUACGCGAUAUGCUCUCUACAGUGGUAGCGACGCCCAAAACUUGCUGUUCUACAACACUACAAAUCGGACAAAUUAUUUGGCGGAUUUCUACCAAAAGUACAACCUGACUGUACAUCAAAACGCAAGCUCUGGAUUUAAUUACAUUACAGUUUUCGAGUCUAUCGAAAAUAUAGGUUACGAUAAGUUGAAUAAUAACACAUAUUCGGGUGGUGAGUCUACUGUUGUUCUACUGCUCCCCAGAGCAACGAUGUCUGAAGAUCAAAGAAAUUUCGUAUCCCAAAGGAGGCAAAUUAUGAAUCAAUAUUUGCCGGAUCUCAACAUUUUCGUCUUGGGAACUGGAACGCAAAAUGAUUAUGACACUAUCGUGUCUAAUCCGGCAAAAGAUGUAGUCGUUCUUCAAGACACAUCCAACGAGGAGUCUUUAAAAGGCUUUGGACAACAAAUUGUGAAUAAUAUCAAAAGCGUACCAAGGGCAGUGGUUAAUCCAUCUUGUACUUCUUCGUACAAUGGCCCAACGAACACGUUCGCCUUGAUACAAUACGUCGAGCCGUCAGGAGUGAACUAUUACCGAAUAUCACCGAAUUACUUCUACGGCGGCGGAGAUUCCAGGAAUCUUAAGAUAAGGGAAGAAGGAUACGGUUCAUUAACUAUUUGCUUCUCCAGAGACAACAGCAAACCGGAUAAUAGCAGUAAUUCAUGCCGAUCGAUAAGUAGUUCGGAAUAUAACGUCAACGUAAACGAUUACUGCGACGGUUCGGUAUCCUCCUGCUCCCCCAUAUAUCUUUCGGUGACCGGUGGAUCGACGAAUAUUAGAUGUAGAGAAACAGCGUGCAGGUUCCCAGAUGACAUCAAAUAUACUGUCUCCAUGGAGAACGUGGGAUGUGCGAGCGGAUCAAUAAUAUAUACUGCCAGUAUAGUAUUAGUCGCAGUAUUGAUUUUUUUACAGCGUUUUUGAUUUAGUUUUUUUAUGUAUUUCAACGUUUGUGCACAAACCUGCAGCAAUACAAACAUGAGCUUAUAUAUUUGCAUAAAAUGCCUUCCAGCCAUGCCAGUUUAUUUAUUUUAGAUGUUAUUGUUAAAAAUUGCUACAUUUCUGUUUUUUUUUAUUUUAUAAUGUUGGCCUAUGUGAUGUACAAGGAUUUUUAUUUGGUAAGAAUAC